AUGCGCGACACACCAUCCAGGUUCAUCGAGAUCCUCGAUCCCAAGGAUUCACCCCGACGCAUGUCCGACUCAGACGUCCGCCUCGAGGAUGUCCUCGCCGACCACGAAGCAACCAUCAACAGCCGAGCUCGCUCUUCUACACAAUCAUCUACAAAACCAGACAAACCCCUGUCUCGCACGAUCUCGACAUCCCCGACGCCACGUUGGAAACGUCUGAGCAAUAUCCUGGCGCAACGGAACUCUUAA
Molecule: messenger RNA, 246 nt
Organism: Penicillium robsamsonii
Lineage: Eukaryota; Fungi; Ascomycota; Eurotiomycetes; Eurotiales; Aspergillaceae
Exons: 1
Coding region: 1-246 (81 amino acids)
Source: RefSeq, a predicted model, not a curated record